Messenger RNA from Aspergillus caelatus, 828 nucleotides. RefSeq names its product RTA1 domain-containing protein. The coding region runs from base 1 to 828 and encodes 275 amino acids. Gene Ontology annotation, cellular component: membrane. Lineage: Eukaryota; Fungi; Ascomycota; Eurotiomycetes; Eurotiales; Aspergillaceae. The transcript is spliced from 2 exons. The record is from RefSeq and is a predicted model, not a curated record.
AUGUCCUCUGAUUCCUCAAACUUGUAUGGUGAUUAUGUACCGUCUAAUGUUGCAGCAAUUGUGCUUGCCGUUAUAUUUCUUAUCCUCACUGUGUUGCAUAUAUGGAAAAUCAUCACAACUCGACAUUGGUUCGCCUUGGCUACUGUGACUGGCGGUAUCUUCGAAGUGAUCGGUCUUGCGGCGCGAGCCGUCUCUCACCAUGACUUAUCCUCCAAGGCUCCAUAUAUUGUUCAAGUCCUGCUCAUCCUUCUCGCUCCUGUUAUCUUCUCCGCCUCUAUCUACAUGUUCCUCGGACGCUUGAUACGCGCAUCAGGGUACCCUCAACUGUCGUUCAUUCGGAUAAACUGGUUGACGAAGAUCUUCGUUUGCGGUGACAUAUUGUGCUUUUUCGUCCAAGCCGGCGGGGCCAGUAAGCUCGUGAACGCCAAAACUUCGACUGAAAUAUCAUCGGCACAGAACACUGUCCUUGGCGGCCUCGGUCUCCAAGUUUUUUGUUUCUGCAUCUUCAUGCUUUGCGCUGUGGUCUUCCAUGUUCGCGUCUCUAGGCGCCAUAUUGCGAGCAACAUCGACCCAUCACUCCGUUUAAGCACGAUGCUUUUCUCGCUGUAUUUUUGCAGCCUUUGCAUUGUCGUCCGCAAUAUCUAUCGUCUUAUUGAGUAUCAGGCCGGAGAAUCGGGAUAUCUGCAGACGCAUGAAUGGCCUUCUUACGCCCUCGACGUUGCACUCAUGGCUCUUCUGAUGAUGACCAGUUUGAUUUGGUAUUUUGCGGACACCAAGGCCAAUGGCCCUGCAUCGUACCCAUUGAACAGUUGCGGUGAAGACGCUUGA